Molecule: messenger RNA, 687 nt
Organism: Gastrolobium bilobum
Lineage: Eukaryota; Viridiplantae; Streptophyta; Magnoliopsida; Fabales; Fabaceae
Exons: 6
Coding region: 1-687 (228 amino acids)
Source: RefSeq, a predicted model, not a curated record
AUGGGUGAGUCAGAUGCGUUGAAACUUGAAAAUGCCAACAACUACAAUGCUAACCUGCCACUUGCAGCUGAUAGGGAAGAAACUGGUGUGGUGAGUGAGGCACUGAGGCUUAUGAGCGGCGACAGUGAUGGUAAUGGUGGCGAUGGUGGUAAUAACGGCAACGGUGGUGGUAGUAGUGGUAGUGAUAGUAGUGGCUGCGAUGAUGGUGGUGGUAAUGGUGUCGGCAUAGUGGUGAUGUUGCAGCGAUGGUGGUGGCAUGGUGGUGGUGGUGGUGGUGAUGGCAAUGACUGCGACGGUGGUGGUAAUAGCAGUGGCUGCGGCGAUAUAAUGGUGGUUAGUGACGAUGGCGGAAGUGGUGGUGGCAAUGGCGUUAGUGACGGUGGUGGAAGUGGUGGCAAUGGCGUGGUGAUGACGACGAUGGAAGUGGCGGUGGCGGCAAUGGUGGUGGUCAUGAUGGGUGGAAGUGGUGGCGAUGAUAUUGUGGUGGUGGUGGUUGUGAUAGUAGGGUGGUGUCGCCGUCGUCGUGGUGACGACGACAUUGGUGGUACAACGACGGCGGAUGGGUGGUGUCGUCGUAGUCGUCGUGGUGACGGCGACAUUGGUGGUACAACGACGGCGGAUGGUGGUGGUGGUUGUGUCGAGAUAAUGGUAGUGAAUAGUGAUGAUGACGAUAGUGAUAAAGAGUAA